AUGUCCAGAUGGUUCUCCAGCACAGCAGAUGAGUUAUCGACACGUUUGAGCAACCAAGAUUAUGUUAAUACAUUAACCUUUGGUCGUUCGAUCACGUGGCUCGCACGUAUAGGCAACGAGCUCGUCAUCCCUUCACCUUCUCAGCUUGCACUUCAUACACUCAAUUCAUCAAGGUCGGCCUACCAGUCUAUUACAUUUAAGCCGAAUUUCUUUGAUGUCUAUGGAAUUUCUGGAGCUCAAGUACAGUGCAGCACGCUUUUGAAGGUUGUUUGUUCUGUUCUUAGGACACCUAUUGCAAGUACCGAUCACUUGACUGUAAAAUUGGCUGAUCCGGAUGCAUCGAGAGUACAAUGGGCUUUGGAAAGCUAUAGUGAAAGUACUCAUUUGAUAUUCUGCUACAUUUUUCAUCCAACUUCAAAUAUGGUGGUAAAGUACAAAUUGCUAGGUAAUUUUCAAUCAUCACUUCAGGAAAUGACCAUCAUUGCAACAGAGCUGAUGUCUUUACCUUCUGAUGCUGCAAGUGAAAUCUGUGGAAAAGCUCUUGAGCUUAGAAGUUAUAUGGACCCAACAAAAGACAAUGAUUCCUUAUUGCGCACUCAACUGUGGAUAGAUCCUAUGGAGGAGUUUGUGCAGUAUACUCACACAGGAGAUCCUAUAGAUGUUCCUUUUAGUGUCAAGGAAUUGAAGUUAUCUAAUCUUGGCUCACAAAGCAUUCCUUACUUUUUGUGAAGGCUGCGAGGUUGACAUUCACUUAUUUUUUGACGUAGCAGCCGAGCUGAUAUUAGUGGCACCAAAUUUUGACUAGAUCAUGGAUCUGGCUCAAACUUUGAUGCUACACGUGUACUUGCGACCAUGCGUAUAUCACAGCUACAUGAAGGCAAUCCCUCUGAACCUAUACAAGCAGCUUCAACAGUGCAUGACCAGGCAAUGCAUGGGACAGGGUGUCAAGAACAGCAAGAGAGGUCUUGGGCAAACGUAUCUGAGCACCCAUCUGACCACACCUGAAUAUGGUCUGACCUAUCAGGAAGUGCGGCAAAAGGUGGUAGUGGGGUUGAAGAAAGGCAGGUUCAAAAACAGCAGAACUUGAAUGCUAGUGAACAGAGGGAUAUUCAAAAGAUUAGCAUGAUGCAGAUUACAAAAGCAUGGUAUUAUACUCCUCAGUUUGCCUUCCCUACUCUUCCUCUUCCAGCUGCUGCUACUGCUACUGCUAAUAUUAUGUUUUUUUCAAAACAUACCAAUCUGAUUAAAUGAUGCAAAGUCAAAAUGCAUGUGAAUCUUUAUUCUUCACCAUAUCGGAUCAUCAAUGUUUGUGUGUAUUCUGCUAGUAUUUAGUAGAAUAUUUGUUUUAAAAAUUUAACAUGUAUCAAAACAAGAUUUCUUUAACAAUCUUUCGAAGUCUAUUCGUAGAUUUCUUCGACAAUCUGUUUUUAGUUGAUCCAUGCCACGUAAGACAAAGAUGAUUUUAUAUGAGAUAUCUAUAUUAAAGGAUUCCUUAACCUCGCUCAGCAACUACUAAUAUAAAACAAUGUUGGGGUAAGCAAGACUGGAAGAGGAUCUCUCGGGGACCCCUUAUCUUCUGCUUGAGCAA
Messenger RNA from Theobroma umbraticum, 1588 nucleotides. The record is from RefSeq and is a predicted model, not a curated record. NCBI's taxonomy places the organism in Eukaryota, Viridiplantae, Streptophyta, Magnoliopsida, Malvales, Malvaceae.